This is a messenger RNA of Cladocopium goreaui, 1576 nucleotides long. The record is from the annotation of a GenBank genome assembly. NCBI's taxonomy places the organism in Eukaryota, Dinophyceae, Suessiales, Symbiodiniaceae.
AUGAGCUGUACCUGCCAUGCCAUCUAUGUUGCGCUCUUGGGCGCGGCAUUCGUCAAUUUCUCGAGAUGCCUCGAAGAGAGUGACAGGCAGUUGCAGCAGACGGACUGGUUCGAGGGCUUUUGCAACCAAGACACUUCUUCGCCCGAGGGCGCAGUCCGUUCAUUCCAAAGCAUUUGGCCGCAAUCUGCUUUGCAGAGUUGUGAGAAGCAGCCUGAUGCAGGUUCCUGGAUUUGGCCAGGGCGCAAUUGGUGUUGGGUGGCGGCUAAGCGCCACGCCUGCUAUGGUCAUCACACGUGGUAUGACGCGGAGAGCGUGGCAUACGAAGAGAUGAGGCACAAUCAAAAAGAGUUGAAAGCAGAAAUGCAAAUGUUGCCUCAUUUGCCUGCUCUGCAAAAUGCUGAGCUGUGCGACAAGCCCGUGCUGGGUGCUGAGUUGAAGCCGAAAGAAGCGAAAGAGCAAGAGCAGAAGCUAGCUGCUUUUCACAUACAGUCCGCUGAAGCUCACUUCUGGUUUCAGCGCAACGUUGCUGUGUACGUCCUCAACAUGCCAAGUGCCACAGAGCGCUGGGCACAAAUGUCAAGGAGGCUGCAGGAGUUGGAGAUCCACGCGAAGCGAUUGGACGGUAUCGAUCUUUCUCUCGGCCUGGACCAGGCGAAGAAGGACGGGCUUGUUCCAAAUGAUUGGAACUUUACUGCAGCCAAGGAAACAAUGGUUAGGCUUUUGCACAAGAGCUCUGCAGCAGCUGCGCAGAGGUACCUAGACAAUUAUGGAAUAGGAACCGUUGGCUGUGCGGCAGCCCACCUUCGUGCCAUGUGGCAAGCAGCAAGUGCUUGGCACUCCAAGAAGCCACUAGUCCUGAUACUGGAAGAUGAUGUAUGGCUUGAGGCCGUUGCGUUUGGUGUGAACUUGGUGGAAAUUCUCUUAAUGCCACACAAAACUACACAAACACCCUUGUGCUGCUCUAGUGCUGUAUUUGAGGAUGAUUUCAAGCUGAAGCUACGCAAUUUACUUCGAGACGAGGUGCCUUGUGAUUGGGAUGUGAUCUCUCUACGAUCGCAAUGUCCGUAUGGUGUGUGUGUCACGCCGCAUCUCACCCGAGUGCAACCAGACGGCAACGAACCUGAAGAGAUGUGCAGGCAUGGAGUGAACUACGGAUUCUACGCAAUGCUUUACAGAGCCGAUGCUCUCAUACCUGUGGCAAAUGCAUUGCACCGACAAAUUUGGAACAACUCCAGGCCUGGCUGCCUGGCGAACGAUGUGGCCCUCGCAGCAAUUUCUGACCGCAUAGCGUACUACGCUGUGCCCUCUUCACAGGUUCCUGGAUUCGUCCAGCAUACCAACAGAGGUUCGGUCAGAACAGAGCUAAACCACAGAGGACAAGCUUGGCUUGACUUAGUUCUGCAGAAGAAGCAGCGAUAUGCGGACAAGUCUUGACACGUCUUCAAGAUCCUGAUGAACUGAGCGAGACGCGACAAGGUGACGUCAUGACGUGGUAAUCUUCCUCGCGCAGCUGCUCUUGUUUGCUCUUUAGUGUCAAAGUUGCACAUGCUGAGUGAGUGCUAAUCGUUUACAAAAA